GGGGAGCCCCUUCCGCACCGCAGCUAAAGCAUCAUCGCUGUGGCCAACUGAAAGGAAAGGGACAAGAGAAAUGCAGAGGGAUGUAAAAUGGCAGAGCUACAAAUGCUACUAGAGGAAGAAAUUCCGGCCGGCAAACGAGCGCUCGUGGAAAGCUAUCAAAAUCUGUCGAGGGUCGCAGAGUACUGCGAAAACAACUAUGUACAGGCCCAGGACAAGAGGAAGGCCCUGGAGGAGACCAAGGCAUACACCACCCAGUCCCUGGCCAGCGUGGCCUACCAGAUCAACGCCCUGGCCAACAACGUGCUGCAGCUGCUGGACAUCCAGGCCUCGCAGCUCCGACGCAUGGAGUCCUCCAUCAACCACAUCUCCCAGACCGUGGACAUCCACAAGGAGAAGGUUGCUAGGCGGGAGAUUGGCAUCCUGACCACCAAUAAGAACACGUCACGCACGCACAAGAUCAUCGCCCCCGGCAACAUGGAGCGUCCUGUGCGAUACAUCAGGAAGCCCAUCGACUACACACUGCUGGACGACGUGGGCCACGGUGUCAAGUGGCUUAAAGCCAAGCAGCAGGGAAACAGCCAGGCGGGCCGGGGGGCAGGGACCCUGUCCAGAACCAGCCCCCCCACACAGAAGCCCCCCAGCCCCCCGCUGGCAGGACGGGGCACCCUGGGGCGUAACACCCCCUACAAGACCCUGGAGCCGGUGAAGCCUCCUGUGGUUCCUAACGACUACAUGACCAGCCCUGCUCGCCUGGGCAGCCAGCACAGCCCCGCCCGCACUGCCUCCCUCAACCAGAGGCCACGCACACACAGUGGCAGCAGUGGGGGUAGUGGCGGCAGGGAGAACAGCGGAGGCAGCAACAACGUGGGUGUUCCUCUGGCCGUGCCCACCCCCUCCCCUCCCAGCCUGGGAGCAGCAGUGACAGCAGGUGUCCCCCAGGGUCCUGGUCUGGGUCCUGUCCCCAUGUCCCAGUUCGGCACCAUCUCCCGCCAAGUCUCCCGCCACAACUCCACCACAAGCUCCGCCUCCAUGGUUAGCGCCACGGGAACCUACCGCCGGGCGCCCUCCGGCUCCGCCCACUUCUCCGUCUCCCAGCAACCGCCGCACCUCAACGGAGGCCCCGCCUACCCCCAGAACACAGUGGCUGUAGCUCCUCCCCCUCCUAUGGUCCAGCUGACUCCACAGAUCCCCCUGACAGGCUUUGCAGCCAGAGUCCAGGAGACCAUAACAGACAGCCCGGGCCCCCCUCCCCCGCCCCCCCCGGAGGACGUGGCCCUGUUUGAGGAACCCUCGCCGCCCCCCCCUCCGCCCCCCGUGGACUACGAGGAGGACGAGGCGUCCGUGGUGCACUACAACGACCCCUACGCCGACUCCGACCCCCAGUGGGCGCCCAAGACCUACGUAGAGAAGGUGGUGGCCAUCUACGACUACUCCAAGGACAAGGAGGAUGAGCUGUCCUUCAUGGAGGGCGCCAUCAUCUACAUCAUCAAGAAGAACGAUGACGGCUGGUACGAGGGCGUGUGCCACGGCGUGACCGGCCUCUUCCCCGGGAACUACGUCGAGUCCAUCAUGCACUACGCCGACUAGCCCCGCCCCCGCUGACUAGCCCCGCCCCCGCCGACUAGCCCCGCCCCUGGUGACUAGCCCCUCCCCUGGUGACUAGCCCCUCCCCUGGUGACUAGCCCCGCUCCUGCUGACUAGCCCCUCCCCUGGUGACUAGCCCCUCCCCUGGUGACUAGCCCCGCUCCUGCUGACUAGCCCCUCCCCUGGUGACUAGCCCCUCCCCUGGUGACUAGCCCCUCCCCUGGUGACUAGCCCCGCUCCUGCUGACUAGCCCCUCCCCUGGUGACUAGCCCCUCCCCUGGUGACUAGCCCCGCCUCUGCCAUCAGCACUGUCAUCUCCAGCGGAGCGUAAACAUUUGAUGAGGCUGAGCUGGUCCUUAGGGGUGUGUGUGUGUGGGGGGGGAGUGAGGUGUGUGUGGGGGGGGGGGCGGGCGGGGGUAAUUAAGGAGUUAAAUGAGUAUAGAAUGCAUAUAAAAAGAUUUGAGAGUUGAAAUGUGUAUUCCUGGUGAAGCUUCCUGUUUUCGUUGUAUACAUUGUACAUACCGUGCCGUGACACGCUGCCUGACUGUCUGUCAUUGGUGUUCAUACCUGUCAGUCUCCAUCAGUGUCCUCUAAUUGGUCUGUUUUAAUCAACGUGGAGCCAUGAUUGAAUAGUUUUGCAACAUUUUCUUUUUAUAUACUAUCAUUUUAUUUAUAUAUUUUGGAGUGACAUUUUGUACUGCUCUAAGUUUGGCCAACUGUGACUCAAUGAGAGAUUUUACGAUGUUAAAAAGAAAUUCUAUAUUCUGUCAUGAUUGUUUUUCUGUGUUGUCUGCCCACUGGACUGCUUCUACCUGUACGGCAGCAGAUGAAGAGACUGAUGAUCCAUCACAGCGAUCUGUCGUUUGUCCUCUUGCUAUGGGGCAUAGCUGAACCUGGCCCGCUGCUGCCAUGACAACCUGGCCCGCUGCUGCCAUGACAACCCCCCCACCACCACUGCACGUUACCGUUGUUACAGUUCAAGCUCCGCCUCCUGUGUGGCGGCCUCGUCCUGGUGAAUGUAGCUCCGCCCCCUGCAGACCAUGUGACCUCUGUCCAGGAUCUCCCGCCGUGGUGGGUCUCCAUGACAACUCGGUACCACACCUGAAGGAGUCACAUUGUGUGUUCGUAGAGCGUCCUACAACGUAACACGACACAGUGCAUUGUGGGACCUGUUGUGGUUCUUGUCAGCGAAUCAGGUAGCGGGAGGGGCGGGGCUGCUCUACCUUGGACAACAACAACAAACAACAUGACUGCUCUGACGCUGAUACAGGGUGGGAUGUAUGAGGCUGUACGUGUGGUGUUGGAUGUAAGAUGUUGGAUGUAGGGGUUAGGUCACGAUCACAGACGGCUGACAGGACAGACCUGAACCUCACCAGGACAUAAGCCUGAAGAACUUCAUUCAUUCAGAGUGUUUUACUACUACUGCUGCACACACACACACACUGUCUGAACACACACACACACAACUUCCAACUAUCGAUUGUACUUUUUCAUCAAAGGUCUUUCUUUUUGGUGUGACAGAAAGAAAAGACAAACAAGUUUCCUAGCUUCUGGACUGUUCCAUGUGAGGAUCCAAACGAGGUUCCUCUCCGUGUACAGCUCCAAUGUUUAUAUGGUUUCCUAGCAACAUGGUUUCCUAGCAACGUGGGAGAACCACUCACAUGUAGAACGUUGUUGUUGUUGUUUACCUGCAGCGCCUCGCCGCUCCGUCUUUCCUUUCUGUUUCUUCUUCUGUGGAACGUGAAAGGUGAUGUGUACCUGUGUGGAGAGCAGAGCCCAGCUCCUCUCCAGGUGUGGAGGAGAGCAGAGCCCAGCUCCUCUCCAGGUGUGGAGGAGAGCAGAGCCCAGCUCCUCUCCAGGUGUGGAGGAGAGCAGAGCCCAGCUCCUCUCCAGGUGUGUACACACAACCAUGUGCUCAUUGAAAUGUAUGUACAGGCUUUUUUGUAAUAAACAGCUCGU
This is a messenger RNA of Osmerus eperlanus (European smelt), 3543 nucleotides long. Its product is annotated as abl interactor 1-like. Gene Ontology annotation, biological process: neuron migration. The record is from RefSeq and is a predicted model, not a curated record. Gene Ontology annotation, cellular component: actin-based cell projection; lamellipodium; SCAR complex. Gene Ontology annotation, molecular function: signaling adaptor activity; SH3 domain binding. NCBI's taxonomy places the organism in Eukaryota, Metazoa, Chordata, Actinopteri, Osmeriformes, Osmeridae. The transcript is spliced from 11 exons. The coding region runs from base 88 to 1587 and encodes 499 amino acids.